AUGGUCCUUCGAGGUUCCGCCGCCGGCCGCCCGGCCGGCCUGCGCCUUCGCGCCACUUCGCGCCCUGGGGCCAGGCCCGCGGGGCCGGCCGCGGACCCCCGCGGCGCCGCGCCGCGCCCGUCCCCGCGCCCACCCCACCCCCGCGGCGCGGCCCGUCGGCGGGGCGGCCCGGCCGGCCGCACCCCCCCACCCCGGCCUGGCGGGUUGGGGGGGGCUGGGGUCGUAGUAGAGCGGAGGCGGGUGGGCGAGGCGGGCGCGGCGGAAGAUGGUGGCGGCUACUCCUUGCCGGUGAGUCUGGCCGCCCCUCCGCCGCCGGAGGGAAACCUGUUGUGUGCGGGCCCGGGCGGCCGGGGGGCGCCGGGGCGGGUCUCGGGGGGCCGCCCCGCGGGGGGCCGCGGCGACGCGCCGGCUCGCACGCGGCUGGCCCGCCGCGGUGGCGGGGGGUGGGUGGGUGGGUGGGGGGCAGGCGUGCGCCGGGGCCGGGCGGCCAGGGGGGCGGCGGCCGCGCCCGGGACCCGCACGGACCCCAGCCCGGGGCCGGCCGGGGCGCCCGCGCGCGCCGCGCACACAAUGGCCCCUCGGGGCCGGGACGCGCGGGGCCCCGCGGCUCGGGGGCCCGGGACGCGGGGGGUGGGCGGGGGGGCCCCCUCGCUUCGCCCCCCGGCCGGCCCGGGAAAGUUUGUCCCGGGGGCGAGAGUUAAAGCGCCGCCAGAACAAAGCGGCGGCGGCGGCACAUGGGGCAGGCCGCGGGGCCGGGAGGGGGCGCGCCCACGAGGUACCUGCGCGCCGGCGGGAGCCCGCGGGGGCCCCCCCCAAACUUUGUGUGGGCGCGGGGGGCGCCGGGCCCCGCGCGGCCUGGGCGCCGCCUCCCCGCCCCCACCGCCCUCGGCGCGGCGCCCCGUCCCGCUCGCUCGCGGCCCCGCGUGGGCUUUGUUAACCCCCCGCGUGGGCGCCGGCCCCGCGCCCAACUUCCCGGUCCCCCGGGGGAGGGGUCCCCUCGCCUCUCCUCGCCUCGCUCGGCCCCGCAGGCCCGGGCGGGCCGCGCCGCCGGCGGGGGCGCGUCGGGGGGCGGCGCGGGGCGCGGGCCGGGCGGGAGCGGCGGCGGCCGCGCCGCCAUGUUCCUGCGGGGCGGGCCGCGCGCGGGGCCGAGGGCGGGGGACAUGGCGGCGACUGCGCGCCGCCGCCGCCGAUUGUUCAGGCGCUAGGCCGCGGGCCGCGUGCGACGGGCCACCGCGGCCGCCGAGCCCCCGCCCCCUCGGGGGAGGGGGGAGCCGACCGGCCGGGGGACACAAAGGAGGGGGCGGGCGCCGCCGCGGCCGGCGCCGCGCUGGGGCCUCGGGCUCCUUCGCCGGUUCGCGGCGCGCGGCCGCCGCCGGGAAACGGGGAGUGUGGAAGCGGGCGGGGGGCGGGGGCGCUGCCGCGUCCGGCAAGGCCCCGCGCGGAGGCGCCGCCGCCAAAUCCAAAUGCUCCCGUCUCGAGGACCGUGAUUUACACAGAAACAUUCGCAUCUUCGUCUUAGUGCUGUUUCUCUCGCCCGGGAUUUUCCAGAGUCUCUUCCUACAGCCGCUCCUCGUAAAUCUGCGGGCCGCCGUUGCCGGGCAAGGCCUGGGUUUUUUUUUUGUUGUUGUUGUUGUUGCUUUGCUCCGGACGGCGCGCCUCCAAGGUCUCUGCAGCGGUGGGCCGGGCGCUGCCAGCAGCUGCGGCGCUCCGGCGGGGAACCCGAGGAACGGCGUGGAAGGGCGGGGCCACGCGGAGGCGGGGCGGGCCCUACGCCCGGAGGGGGAGUGA
Molecule: messenger RNA, 1788 nt
Organism: Sorex fumeus (smoky shrew)
Lineage: Eukaryota; Metazoa; Chordata; Mammalia; Eulipotyphla; Soricidae
Product: collagen alpha-1(III) chain-like
Exons: 2
Coding region: 1-1788 (595 amino acids)
Source: RefSeq, a predicted model, not a curated record